Tinamus guttatus (white-throated tinamou) is the source of this 1211-nucleotide messenger RNA. The record is from RefSeq and is a predicted model, not a curated record. NCBI's taxonomy places the organism in Eukaryota, Metazoa, Chordata, Aves, Tinamiformes, Tinamidae.
GGAUUUGCUCGUGGUGGCACAGAGGGACGCAGGAGCAGCGCUGCAGAGCCGUGCGCGCCUCUGCGCCCCGACUUUCUGCCGCGGCCCGACAAGAGGGACUCCGAGCGGGAGGCGGCGGCCCGGAGGCCCCGCUCCUCGGAGGGUCUCUCCCUCCCAGGCCCCCAGCUGCGCCGCGACUACCGCUUCCAGCGCGUCUGGUUCUGGGGCCGCAUCCAGGGCCUCCGCGGCGCCUAUUACAUCGCGGAGGGGCUGGGCGCCGACCUCGCCGCGCCCCGCAGCCGCCUCUACAGCUUGAACUGCGUCGAGUGGAACCUCCUGCCGCCCGCGAGCGGGGAAAUGGUGGCGCGGGCCGAGGCGCUCACGGGCCGCUUCCAGGGGGACCCCUCCUUUGAGUAUGAGCUCACUGAGGCCAAGGUGGAAGAUGAGGAAAAGUCACCCGAGGACAGGCAGGAGCUCGUGAUCAAGGAAGAGAUCCGCCUUGUAGCUACCAUAGAACAGAUAGAUAAAGCAGUUGGUAUCAUCCCCCGGGGUUCGUUUGUGAAGACUCCCCUGGGGCCUGUGCAUGAAAACAGAAACUUUGAAGGUCUUUCUUUGACGGAGGCAAAAAAGUUAAGUUCCUAUUUUCAUUUGGCUGAGCCUGUUAACCUGAAGAAUAAAACACUCCUGGAAAAGGCUGACCUAGACCCAUCUACGGACUUUCUGGACUCUCUGGAGCAUGAUAUUCCAAAAGGCUCCUGGGGUGUCCAGCUGGAAAAGGGAGGUAUGGUGGUGGUGCUGAGGAGCCUGCUGUGGCUGGGAUUGACCUUCUACCAUGUCCCAAUGACCAAGCAAUAUGGCUACGUCUACUUUGGCACCGGUGAGAAGAACUUAGAUCUGCCCUUCAUGCUGUGACCCUGCUGCCUGGGCUGACAACUCGAGAGUGUUUAGAUGUUAUCCCUUGAAAUGUGUUUAUUGCUUAUUGUAUUAAAUAUAUGAAACCUCUGCACUUUGGACAGGAUUUUUUUUUUGUCUGGACUCUGGCCCUGAUUGUUUCCUAGGACUUUGGUGUGUGCAAUCCUCCCUCAGCUCCACAGUGAAUUCCCUGUAACGUGUCACUGAGAUCCUUUAGAUAGCAAUGACAUUUCUUCCAGGAAGGGCAGAGCCUUAGGUCAGAGAUCAAACCUAGGUCAUGUGUCUGAAAGCACAGAGCCUAUGCUUACAGAAAAACUCAU